ACAUGUAGACUAAUGAGUAAUCCUUGUAACACAUAGGCGGCGCCUCCCGCCGUCACCGCCGCUCUACUGCCGCCUUUAUUUCUCUCCCCUCUUUUUCCACUCCCUUAAUUACAGUUAACAAUCUGCACUUGUCGUUUAAUUUUUCCAGCUCUAAUUUUUGUGCAAUGGAUCUAGAGGCGGAGAAGCUUCAGAGCUUGAGCGUCUCCGACAUCCUCAAGGAAUCAAUUUCCAUCCGCAAGCGAUCCCCCAAAACUUUCUAUCUCAUUACUCUAACCCUAAUUUUCCCCAUUUCCUUCGCCAUCCUAGCUCACUCGCUCUCCACCCACCCCAUCAUCUCGCAACUCCAAUCCGACACCGCCGCCGUCGCCGCAUCCAACUGGUCGAGGCUUCUGAUUUUCCAGUUCUUCUACCUCAUCUUCAUCUUCGCAUUCUCGUUCCUCUCCACCGCCGCCGUCGUCUCGCUCUACACCUCCAAGCCCGUUUCCUUCUCCUCCACCGUGGCUGUCGUCCCCAGCGUGUUCAGGCGCCUCUUCGUCACCUUUCUGUGGAUCGCUUUGUUGAUGGUUGCGUACAACAUCGUGUUCCUAAGGUUUCUGGUGCUCCUAGUCUACGCCGUGGACACACAGAAUGUGAUCUUGUUUGUAUUCUCCAUUUUGGUAGUUUUCGCAUUAUUUUUGGGCCUACAUGUUUACAUAAGCGCAUGGUGGCAUCUAGCUAGCGUUGUUUCAGUUUUGGAGCCCGUUUAUGGUUUUACCGCCAUGAAAAAGAGCUAUGAGUUGCUCAAGGAGAGGACGUACAAUGGUUUUACAAUCGUUUUCGACUAUCUUACUUUUUGCAGAGUGAUCAAUGGGCUUUUCGGAUCGGUUGUGGUGCACGGUGGGGAUGAUUAUGGCGUGUUGUCGAGGAUUAUGGUGGGUGGAUUCCUAGUGGGUGUGUUGGUGAUCGUGAAUUUGAUCGGCUUAUUGGUGCAUAGUGUGUUCUACUAUGUCUGCAAGAGCUACCAUCACCAGGGAAUUGGUAAGAGCGUGUUGUACGAUCAUCUCGGUGGAUAUCUUGGCGAAUAUGUGCCUCUUAAGAGUAGAAUUCAGAUGGAAAACUUGGAUGUUUGAGUGCUAUAAAACUAUGUGCAGGGUCUGAUAAAUUCCUUAGAUUUGAAAAUAAAUAUCGUAUACUUGAAACCUUUGGAACAUGUGAAUGUCUGUUUCAGGGUGCUUCUCAAUUGAAGUUGUGUUGUGUCUGCCUUAUACAAAAUAUUCUUUGAUACUGAAUGCUCCCUUUCGUUUCUCUGUUUAGCUCAGAAAAAAUGUUCGGCAUUGAGUUUAUUGACUUCAUUGCCUAGAAAUAGUAUGUGUAGUUGGUUUAAUUUGGUUCUACGUUGAUAGACCUAGUUGAACUGUAGUUGACUCUGGGAAUAAUGUGUUUACUUUGUUUACAAAAUGGAAUCAUAACUCUAUCAUCUAGUAGGGCAUAAAGAAAUAAGUUAUAAAAAUUUGAGAGGGGCGUGGUUCACCUUGUAUAAUAUUUACUGUGGUAAGGAUAAUAUAGUGAAAAUAAUAAAGUUAAAGAAUGCUUGAUUCACUUUGUAUCUAUUGUGGCAUUGCUGGUUGACUGCAUUUUGUACCCUGAAAUGUUCAAGGGGGCAUGGAAGCUUAAACUUCAAUUUGACAGUUUGAUCUCUAGGUUUACUGUAUUCGUUUCUUCUUAUCAAAACCUUUGUACCUUCUUGAUUGUUGUAAUGUUGAUAUUUGAAAAUCUGUGAGUAUUUCUCCAUCCUUAUUGCUAUACUGCAGCAUUUGUGUAUUAUAUAUCUUCAUGCAUCGUUUUGUCAGUUUAAUUAUUUUACUUUUGGCUAGACUCUAAAUCAUCACUGCAUGAUAGGCGAUCAUACUGUGAUACUGGGAGUUGGAUCAAUCUUAGACUGAUAUAUACACCUCUCAAUAUAUAAUAAAGUAUGCUUAGUUUACAGAGGAGCUUGAGACACCCACCCCAUGAGGAAAUCGAUAUCUUUCAUUCCUUUGCAUUCAAAUAGUAGCUGAGAAAAACUAGUGUUAUGGUUCGUCUGCCUUGAAAAUAGAGUGGCACGAGUACUUUGCCCGUUUCUCUCGCCUAUAUAAGAGCAAGGUGGGUAUUGAUUUACAUGCAUAUUUCACUCCUAUAUAGCGUUAUUCUUUAGUGUUUUGGGCAUUUCUUAUCGAGUUGUUGAGUUGUCUAUUGUUUAAAUUGUAUUAUUUUGUGGAAUAGACUACUCGUCUGUGUUCGUGCUAUUUUUACAGGUUUUGAACUCGAGUUGGGAUGAUUUAGAUAAUUUUAGAGAGAAGUACACGAAGAGACGAGUCUAUAGGCGCAAACAGAGCUUAAAUUGGACACCGGACGAGGGAGAAUGAGCGUCAAGAAGUUCGCGCGUCGGAGAACACGUGGCGGCACGCGGAGCGUGCGCGUGGAGCAUCGCGCGAUCCAGGCAUGCGGCCGCAAGGCCCAGCCGCGCGACGAAACAGAGACUUCUAGACCACCGCACAGGUGAGAGGCGCGGCCACGUGAGCCUGUCGCGCGAUGUCGUGCGGGCAAGGCAAGCGGCCCCGCGAGUUGCCGUUUUUCCGCCCAAAAUUCUAAUUUGUUACUGUUUACGCGAUUUUGGGUAUUUUUGAGAGCUACAAGACCUAGGGCAUAUAAAUACUCCCCAAGAACUUAUUCUCUGAACCUUUUGUCAUAUUUUCUAUCUUUUGGAGCUGUGAGAUACGGAGAGCGAAGCCAGAGCAAAAAUUGAAGAUUCUCGAUUUUACUACGGUUUUAUUGUUGAAUGUUUUACAGUUUUAUUGAGACUUUGAUUCUAGUUUAUAUGUCUAUAUGUGGCUAGAAUCCCUUUUUCCUAGGGUUUAGAGAGUAAACAUGAUUUGAAUUUUUGACUGUGUUUGAUUCAAUUCAUCAAGUUAUUGUUCCUUUU
Messenger RNA from Salvia miltiorrhiza (redroot sage), 2941 nucleotides. RefSeq lists its product as uncharacterized. NCBI's taxonomy places the organism in Eukaryota, Viridiplantae, Streptophyta, Magnoliopsida, Lamiales, Lamiaceae. Bases 165 to 1109 code for a protein of 314 amino acids. The record is from RefSeq and is a predicted model, not a curated record. The transcript has a single exon.